Molecule: messenger RNA, 306 nt
Organism: Talaromyces stipitatus ATCC 10500
Lineage: Eukaryota; Fungi; Ascomycota; Eurotiomycetes; Eurotiales; Trichocomaceae
Exons: 1
Coding region: 1-306 (101 amino acids)
Source: RefSeq, a predicted model, not a curated record
AUGGCUCACGGCGGUGCCUGGACAGACGAACACCAGCUGUACCUGGUGGUGAUGAAACUCGCCACCAGGUACAGCUGGAGGGCGAUCGCCGCCCUAUUCCAAGUGCGAUUUAAUAGCGCAGCAACAUCGAAAGACUGCGAGAGCAAGUUUAACAAGGACCUCAAGAAAACCAAAAUGUUUAAGGUUUUGAACAAUUUUUUCGCCAAUGGGGAGGUCCCCGAGGAGGGGAAGGAUGAGGAGAGGCGCUUCCUCGCUAUCGGACUGCUGCUCCUGGGCGAAACAGCCGAGGAGAUGCGCCGCCGCUAA